CUGAUUGUUUGAUUGAGAACCCCUUGAACAUGACAUUGGUCGUACUCUCACUCUCUUCUUAAUCUUCCGUAUGUGAGAGCUGCGUGUUUAUCAAAUAAAAACAUGAUCAUGAUCAUUUAGGAGUCUAAGUGGAAGAAGUGUCAUUUUAAACAAAAUUUGUAACACAAAAAUAGAGGAAUAUAUUUAUUAAAAUUGCUAACUUUUAGUUGAACAAAUUAAACAAUGGCAACAAUAAAUUUAAAUCAAAUUAACGAUAAACAAAUACCCAAGAAUUGGUUGGAUUCCUACGAUACCAUAUUCACGGACUGCGAUUCUGUUAUCUGGCAGGAUGACAAGGUUAUUGAGGGAACCCCCGAAACCAUCAAUGAUUUGCAGGAUAUGGGUAAAAAGGUUUAUUUUGUUACGAAUAAUAGCACCAAAACCCGUGCCCAGUUGUGUGAAAAAGCUCGAGGCAUGAAUUUCAAGGUGGAGGAACAUCAAAUAAUUGCCCCCACCUAUUCCAUUGCGGAAUAUUUAAAAUUACACUUGAGUCCAGAAGAAAAAGUGUAUAUAGUUGGUAGCCCCGCCAUGGGUAGAGAAUUGGAUACAUUGCAUAUAAAACAUUUUGGUUUGGGUCCAGAUGAAGUGGAACCCAAUUGGGUUUCCAUCCUUCCCGAGGUUGAUCAGCAAACCAAAGAGGAGAAUAUUGCAGCGGUAUUAGUGGGUUUCGAUGAACAUUUUAGUUAUAAUAAAAUGAUAAAGGCCUGCAAUUAUUUGGGUCAAAAUGAGAAAUGUCUAUUUUUGGCAACAAAUGCAGAUGCAGUUUCGAAGUUCCCCCAGUACAGCAUUCCUGGUACGGGCGCUAUAUUGAGGGCCAUUGAGGCUUGCGUGGGACGUGAGGCCGAAGUGAUGGGAAAACCAAAUCCUUUGGUCUGUGAACAUUUGCUGAAAUCUGGGCAAGUUGAUGCCAAGAGGACACUUAUGAUUGGUGAUUGCUACAAAACGGAUAUCCUGUUUGGCAAGAAUUGUGGAUUUUCCACACUUCUGGUGGGGACGGGACGUUAUAAGUGGUUACACGUUGAAAAAAUGCUUAAAGAAGAUGGUUCUAAGGAUUACCUACCCGACUUUUUUGCAUCAUCUUUGGCUGAUUUAAGGGCUUACCUUUGAGUCGGAAUUCAAUUGAAAAACAAAAUAUUUCUAAAUAGUACAGUAGCGGUUUUUAUUGUUUUUUUUUUUAAAUUAAUAUUAACCUAAAUUAAUACUUAAAAGAAAGACCAAUAACCAAUACCACAUACCAACAACUACAAUUCCAGAAGAAACAUUCCAAAACGAUGUACUCCUCUUACAUACUUGGCCUUCAAUUAUUUAUAUUUAAAAUAUAUAUUUUUCAAUUUUUUAAAUUUA
Messenger RNA from Musca domestica (house fly), 1383 nucleotides. Its product is annotated as glycerol-3-phosphate phosphatase. Gene Ontology annotation, cellular component: cytoplasm. Bases 223 to 1146 code for a protein of 307 amino acids. The transcript is spliced from 3 exons. NCBI's taxonomy places the organism in Eukaryota, Metazoa, Arthropoda, Insecta, Diptera, Muscidae. The record is from RefSeq and is a predicted model, not a curated record. Gene Ontology annotation, molecular function: phosphatase activity.